This is a messenger RNA of Kwoniella botswanensis, 1113 nucleotides long. RefSeq lists its product as uncharacterized. The transcript is spliced from 3 exons. The record is from RefSeq and is a predicted model, not a curated record. Lineage: Eukaryota; Fungi; Basidiomycota; Tremellomycetes; Tremellales; Cryptococcaceae. Bases 1 to 1113 code for a protein of 370 amino acids. Gene Ontology annotation, molecular function: D-amino-acid oxidase activity; FAD binding. Gene Ontology annotation, biological process: D-amino acid catabolic process. Gene Ontology annotation, cellular component: cytoplasm.
AUGCCAGACGUUGAACCCAUUGUGAUUAUCGGUGCUGGGGUGAUCGGUUUGACAACUGCUGUGAGAUUGAUCGAAUCUCCUCUAUACGCUACAUCCAAACACCCUAUCCACAUUCUGGCCAAUCACCUUCCCAAUGAUCCACUAGACCCAUACUACGCUUCGACCAUUGCGGGUGCCCAUCACCUGAGUUUUGCGGAUGAUAAUGACACAAGGCAGAGGAGGUAUGAUACUCGAACGUUUCAAGUGAUGUAUGACGAGUGGAAGAAGGAGGGUGAGAAGACUGGGUUGAUGCUACUGAAACAAACAGAGUACUACGUUGGAACGGAUAGUCAUCUCAAGGUGUAUGAAGGUCACCCUGAUUUCACAAUCCUUGACAAAUCUACCUAUCCCACAUCUAUCGAUCAUUCUAUUUCUUUCACAUCACUCACCAUGACCCCAUCCGUCUAUCUGAACCGUCUCCUCAAAAGACUAGAAGGGAAAAUUCAGAUACAUCGAUAUCAUCUUCCCUCUUUAUCCCAUCUUAAGCACCCGUCAUGUACUGCUCUGAUACGAUCGACGUCACCACUAGCAGUCUUCGUAUGUACCGGUAUUGGAGCUUUGACUCUGGGAGGUGUAGAAGAUACCGAUGUUUAUCCUACUCGUGGUCAAGUAAUAAAGCUGAGAGCUCCAUGGAUGAGAUCAGGAUGGACGAGACAAGUGGGAUCUCUAGACGGAGGGGAAGGAGGUGAGAGAACCUAUAUCAUUCCAAGAUAUAACGGCGAGGUGAUCAUCGGAGGAACAAGGGAACAAAAUGACUGGUACCCAUAUCCUCGUGAGGAAACAACAGAAGAUAUACUCAAGAGAGCUCAGGAGAUCUGUCCCGACCUGGUACCUCCAUAUACAAAAGGCAAAGAAGACCACGAUGAAUCCCCCUUGAAAGAACUUGUUGAAGGCGUUUUAGUUGGAUUCAGACCGUCCAGAGAAGGUGGUAUCAGAGUGGACAUAGGCGAUGAUUUGUACCUAGGCAAUGACAAGGUCAAGGUGGUCUAUAAUUACGGUCAUGGUGGUGCAGGAUGGCAGAGCUGCUGGGGCACUGCUGAAGAUGCCGUAGAGCAGCUUAUAAAAUCGUUAUAA